UGUUCCAGACUAUCGAAAAGGCAGGAUGUUUUUGAGAACUGAGCAUGAGAAAUGAGUCAUCAUCCCUAUUUAUCCACUCGAAAGACGGUGAACAAACCAGUUGCUAGCUGACUAGAGAGGGAAAUGUAUCUGCUGAUCGAUCUUUUUCUGCCGCUCCUGGUAUUCACGCUCUGUGGCGGCAAAGAGCCAGAGCCAGAGCCAGAGCCAGGCGCACUUACACCGACCUACAUCUGGAGAGAUGACGUGACAGGAGUUUACUUUACAUGCGACAAAUGUCCUCCCGGAACAUACUUACGGAUGCGUUGCACGAAGGACAGCAAGACAGAAUGCGAACCUUGCCCAAAGUCCCACUACACAGAAAUCUGGAACUACAUCGAGCGGUGUCAAUACUGCAAUAUUUUUUGCACGGAUGAUCAGUUUGUCAGCGUGCAGUGCACCCAAUUUCACAACCGAAAGUGCGAGUGCAAGGACGGGUUUUACAUGAGACAUGGAUCAUGUUCGAGGCACAGCCGGUGUCUGCCCGGCGAAGGGGUGCUCUCUAAUGGAACAGCAUACACUGAUGUGACGUGUGAACCUUGCCGAGGGGGCUUCUUCUCUGCAGAUUCCUCCAGCAGGAAAUCAUGUCAGACGUUCACUGUGUGUACUUCAGAUCGCACCACUAUACCUGGCGACGACAGGCAUGAUGUUUACUGCUCAGCCUGUAAGAGGGGUUCGAUAACACAGGAAGAUGAAGCUAUCUGUGAUGGAGAGUUGAUGGAAUUCCUGGGACUGCAGAUCCUCACAUCAAGAAAGCACAAAAGACUGAUGACUGUGCUCAGGAGGAGUGCAGGGAAAAACUUCACAGAAAAGUCAACUGUCCUAGACCUUCUCACAACUAUUAAGAACAAACCUCGCAACAACAAACCUUUUGCGAAUCGAAUGCAUGAUAUCCUGGACACAGACGGGCUGCUCCAUUUAAGACGUAAAGUCAACAAAUGGUUUCCUCAUAUGACUUUAUAGGUCUAAUAUAUUGUAAAAUGUAUUUUUUAUUUAAGCCUAUAUGUGUGUGUAUAUAUAUUAUAUUUAUAUAUAUAUGUGUGUGUGUGUGUAUAUAUAUAUCUAUAUAUUACAGGUAUAUUUUUUCAGUUCCUGCUGAUGUGAGGUCUGUCUUUUUCAGAAAUAUGUCAAAGAUGAAAAACAACCUAUUGUGAAACUGUCCAUAAUAUUGUGACCCUGUCCUUUAAAACAAAUAAACACUCAAAACAUCA
This is a messenger RNA of Oncorhynchus nerka (sockeye salmon), 1247 nucleotides long. RefSeq names its product tumor necrosis factor receptor superfamily member 6B-like. The transcript has 4 exons. NCBI's taxonomy places the organism in Eukaryota, Metazoa, Chordata, Actinopteri, Salmoniformes, Salmonidae. Gene Ontology annotation, molecular function: protein binding. The record is from RefSeq and is a predicted model, not a curated record. The coding region runs from base 124 to 999 and encodes 291 amino acids.